CCUUGGUUAAACAUAAGGGCUAACUAUGCAUUUCUUUCUUUUUGCUAGCAGUGACAAGACAACGCCUGGACCUCUGCAGCCUCUCUUGCGUUAUUCUGGCCUGUCCACAUUGUUUCUGUAGCUUUUGUGUCUAUUGAUGGCUAAUGAAGAGGGAUGUUCAGUCUAAUGGCCAAUUGCUGCAGCUGGUUAAAACGGUGGCAGGAACCUGUCAGGUGACACUAAUAAUGGUGGGUCUUGAUAACGCUGGUAAAACUGCUACAGUCCGAGGAAUUCAAGGAGAGUCUCCUGAAGACGUGGCUCCAACCGUUGGGUUUUCCAAGAUUGACCUUAAACAGGGACGCUUUGAAGUCACCAUCUUCGAUUUAGGAGGUGGAAAACGAAUUCGAAAUAUCUGGAGAAAUUACUAUGCUGAGUCCUACGGUGUAAUAUUUGUUGUGGAUUCCAGUGACAUUGCAAGAAUGGAAGAAACGAAGCAAGCCAUGAUAGAAGUUUUAAACAGCCCGAAGAUAUCAGGAAAACCCGUGUUAGUGUUGGCAAAUAAGCAGGAUAGAGAAGGAGCUCUGUCAGAAGCAGAUGUAAUCGAGUCCUUAUCUCUGGAAAAGCUUGUCAAUGAACACAAGUGUCUAUGUCAAAUUGAACCUUGCUCAGCCAUCAUGGGCUGUGGGAAAAAAAUCGAUAAAUCAAUCAAAAAGGGUUUAUAUUGGCUUCUACAUAUCAUAGCAAAAGAUUUUGAUGCCUUAAACGAGCGCAUCCAAAGAGACACUACGGAACAAAAAGCAUAUGAAGAACAAAAGAAACUAGAAAGAGCUGAGCGAGUGAGAAGGAUACGAGAAGAAAGGGAAAGAGAAGAAGGAAGAAGUGUACCUGAUGAGGAAGACCCCGAGCCUGGGAACUCUCAAAACCCCUUCCAGCCUAUAUCUGCUGUAAUCUCUGAGAAUGAAAAGCAAAUUGAAAAGGAAAAGAAGCGGCAAAGGUUGGAGACUGAAAAGGCUACAACUGCCCUGAAAUCUCAAACAGAACAGGAACAAAUGGAUGGCCAUCACUUAUCAAAUAGCAGUAGCCAAAACACAGAUGACAGUAGAUUAGAAGCGUGCAAUUCUACAACUGCACAGCUUUUGCAGCAUGAAGCAGAGAACGAGCAGCAAGCCUCAGAAUGCCUUGACUCAGAAAACAGCAAGAAAAAAAGUAAAAAACCAAAAUUAAAAAGGGGCCACAGAGUAGAACCUGUUAAUACAGAGGAUGCUGUUCCCAAAAAUCCUACACCACCACCAACUCUUCCACCGGUUGGCUGGGGAACUCCCAAACUUAAUAGACUUCGAAAACUUGAGCCUCUUGGUGAAACACAUCAUGCUGGCAUAUAGAGAGAAGGCGGCAAGAAAGAAAAGCCAGACAAAGAGAUUUCUAUGGAAAGCCUUUGCCCCCACUGACUCUACGCCAAAGACCCAACAGUGAUACCCACGAUGUCAUUGCUUAACUGGAUCAUAAACAGCAUUUAUAAAACAUCAUCCAAAUAUUAUUUCAGAAAUAUUUUUUUUUUUUGCUCUUGAAGGAAAGUUUAAAAAAUCACACACUUAUCAGCUGGCUACGGAAUAACUUGGUGACAAUUAAACAUGGAGUUUGUUCUGUCGUA
This is a messenger RNA of Pezoporus occidentalis (night parrot), 1630 nucleotides long. RefSeq names its product ADP ribosylation factor like GTPase 13B (gene ARL13B). The record is from RefSeq and is a predicted model, not a curated record. Gene Ontology annotation, molecular function: GTPase activity; GTP binding. Gene Ontology annotation, cellular component: motile cilium; ciliary membrane; non-motile cilium. Lineage: Eukaryota; Metazoa; Chordata; Aves; Psittaciformes; Psittacidae. The transcript is spliced from 11 exons. Bases 144 to 1361 code for a protein of 405 amino acids. Gene Ontology annotation, biological process: receptor localization to non-motile cilium; non-motile cilium assembly.